AUGUCAGGUUGUCGUAUCCUGCUCAGCAUACUUGUGCACCCUGAUGCCAUUCAUUUCUCUGCUUCAUUUUGCCCUGGCUGCUCAUGUCCUCUAAUUGGUGCUUCUCGUCUUCGCGCCUCAACUAUUGAUCCGUGUGUUGGAGUUUCACAAUCAGAAAGAAUAGAAGCUGACGUUGCAAGGACAGGGGAAAUUUUUGUCGGCAAUUCUACUGGUUCAUCUCCUUUGAGGGAAAAUUGUCCCUUAGCUUUGGUGCAUCAUCGGCUUGCUCAAUUAUGUGAUGCACUAGACGAAGCUGGAGCGGUUAUUCUUUCACCUGCCUUGCUUUCAUCCGCUCAGAAGUUGCAACUUUGGGGCGAUGGUUUGCGAAGUUGGAUUGAUCAUUUGGAUCGUCUAUUUUCGAAAAUUGGUGAUGAGAGCAUCAAGGUUCUAACGGUCUCUAUUUUACGAAUCAGUGUUUGA
Protopolystoma xenopodis is the source of this 459-nucleotide messenger RNA. NCBI's taxonomy places the organism in Eukaryota, Metazoa, Platyhelminthes, Monogenea, Polystomatidea, Polystomatidae. The record is from the annotation of a GenBank genome assembly.